AUGUUAAGCCUUCAAGCAGAGAAUAAGAUGUGCAACGAUAGAGUGGAUUUACUGGAGAAGAGAGAAUCCUUGUUAAAUGACAUAGAGGUUUCUGGGGUACCCGAAUCGAAUGGUGAAAACGCAAAGCAAAUUAUAAAUAUGAUUUCCAUCAAACUCGGCAUUAAGUUGGAAGAACAGGACGUGGUAUACGCCAAACGGGCAGGAAACGGACGUAGUAAUUAUGAGGAAAGCGAAGAAAAGGCGCCUCGGCCGCGCGUCAUUGUCGUCCGCCUUACACGACGUGAAACGCGCGAAGAGCUUCUGCGCAGCGCUCGG
This is a messenger RNA of Arctia plantaginis, 315 nucleotides long. The record is from the annotation of a GenBank genome assembly. NCBI's taxonomy places the organism in Eukaryota, Metazoa, Arthropoda, Insecta, Lepidoptera, Erebidae.